This is a messenger RNA of Brettanomyces bruxellensis, 963 nucleotides long. RefSeq lists its product as uncharacterized. The transcript has a single exon. Gene Ontology annotation, cellular component: mitochondrial inner membrane. NCBI's taxonomy places the organism in Eukaryota, Fungi, Ascomycota, Pichiomycetes, Pichiales, Pichiaceae. The coding region runs from base 1 to 963 and encodes 320 amino acids. The record is from RefSeq and is a predicted model, not a curated record. Gene Ontology annotation, biological process: mitochondrial respiratory chain complex IV assembly; intracellular copper ion homeostasis. Gene Ontology annotation, molecular function: copper chaperone activity; copper ion binding.
AUGCUUUCCAGAUUAAUGAGACCGGGCGUGCCAAUCAGACUUGCACGUUCUGGGGUCAAAACAGCAGUCAUGAGCAAUUAUCGCUUUUUCAGUGCCGACAUCCGAAGAAUGAACAAAGAGCAGCCAAAGAAGGAAAUGCCAAAAGAGAAGCCACAAAAGGAGGAACCUAGUAGCAAGAAGGAGGCUGAAAUACAACCAAAGAAGCAUCAUAAGCCACUCUCAAGAAUGCCUAUUGGCACAGAAACGGAUUACAGUAAAAUGACUAUCAAGAAAAGCCCAAUCGAAUAUCUUACAUGGAAGUCAAUUGUGCUCUUUGUUGCCGUGGGUGCUGGACUUACCUGGCUUUUCAAUAAUCAAAAAGAGAAGAUCAAACUUAGAAAUGAGGCUGCAGCUAACAGAGGUGCAGGAAAACCGUUAAUUGGUGGACCGUUUGACUUAGUAGAUAUGAACGGCAAAAAGUACACGGACGAAGAUCUAAAGGGACAUUUCUCUCUUAUCUAUUUUGGAUUCACCCACUGUCCGGAUAUCUGUCCAGAUGAAUUGGAUGAUAUGGGGGAAAUCAUCGAUGGUCUCAAGGAAAAGUACAAGCUUGAGUUCCAACCUCUUUUCAUUACAUGCGACCCAGUAAGAGAUUCUCCUGAAAUGAUGAAAGAGUAUCUUGGUGACUUCCAUCCGAAGAUUCUUGGGUUGACAGGAACUUAUGAUGAUGUUAAGAAAUGUUGCAAGGCUUAUCGUGUGUACUUCUCUACACCAAGAAAUGUGAAGCCAGGACAGGAUUAUUUGGUGGACCAUUCCAUUUUUUACUACUUGAUGGAUCCGGAGGGAAAGUUUAUCGACGUUUUAGGCAGAAAUUACGACGUUAAGACUGCCAUCGAGAAAAUCAAGGAUGAUAUGAAGGCAUAUGUCCCAGAGAACGAACGGGAGAAGGCUAAAAAAGGAUUAUUUGGAUUCUUGUACAAAUGA